CAACCAUAUUCCGAUGGCAUCUGCAAGUUCCGAACAACAGUUAUGCUAUGGACCUGAGGAUCCAUCACUACUGUUUCAUCAGAACGAACAUAUUUCAGGCUCCUUGUUGGCGAAUGGCACAACAAAUGUGUUGAGAAGUAGUAGGACGGAGAGUAAGGUGUGGGAAUUGCCAAUACAUGAAAAUGUGAUGUAUUGGCUAGAUGUAUGGGGGUUCAGAGGCGUGGUUGAAUGUGGAAGGCCGAUGAGGAUGGACAAUGAGCUAAUAAUGGCCUUGAUCGAGCGCUGGAGGCCUGAGACACACUGUUUCCACCUUCCAGUUGGUGAAGUUACUGUAACCUUACAGGAUGUGCAAAGCCUGUGGGGUUUAAGAGCAGACGGUCGUGUUUUCACUGGCCGUGACUACCCUGUUGAAUUUGAAGAUUGGUCCAGCAAGUGUAGAGAUUUGUUGGGAUGGAUACCUGACGCAGAAACCGAAACGAAGCACGGGUGGUUUGUUGAUAACGUCUCUGAUCCACCAAGCGACGAUGUCGUUGGGUGA
Salvia splendens (bonfire salvia) is the source of this 538-nucleotide messenger RNA. Its product is annotated as protein MAIN-LIKE 1-like. Bases 14 to 538 code for a protein of 174 amino acids. Lineage: Eukaryota; Viridiplantae; Streptophyta; Magnoliopsida; Lamiales; Lamiaceae. The transcript has 2 exons. The record is from RefSeq and is a predicted model, not a curated record. Gene Ontology annotation, biological process: meristem development; meristem maintenance.